Molecule: messenger RNA, 1181 nt
Organism: Arabidopsis lyrata subsp. lyrata
Lineage: Eukaryota; Viridiplantae; Streptophyta; Magnoliopsida; Brassicales; Brassicaceae
Product: E3 ubiquitin-protein ligase SP1
Exons: 9
Coding region: 223-957 (244 amino acids)
Biological process (GO): protein ubiquitination; organelle organization
Molecular function (GO): ubiquitin-protein transferase activity
Source: RefSeq, a predicted model, not a curated record
AUUAGAUCCGAACCGAAACCGAACCGAUAUUUUAGAUUUACCCUAUUGGGUCCUAAACUCCUCUACCCGAAAGAUCCGUACCCGAUCGGGUUUUACCCGAACCCGACCCGCAUACCCGAAUGCCCAGCCCUUCGCUUCACUGCUUCUACUUUCUAAGCUCUAGCGAAACCCUAAAAUUCAUGAAAAACUUAGCAUUCAAUUUCAGGCGUGAGCGGAGAAGAGAUGAUUGAAGUUGCUGCUAUAUUUGUAGGCGUUGGCUUCCUGUUCAACUUUUGCGGCCGCAGCAAUAAAACGAACGCUGAGUUUCUAGAUAAAGCUACUAUGGUGGACGAGCUUAAAGGGUUGGGGGAAUUUCUUGAAACUAAGCCAUUAAACAACACUGUUGUGGUGUUUGGAACUGUUGGAUCAACCUCAACCGUAGAGACCAUGUGUAAAAGCGCUUUGGGUGUUUUUGUCGAGGAAACGGCCACAGUUACUUAUGAUAGGAGGAAUUGUGUUGGUUUAAUACGGGAACAUGAGAGUACUUUGGUGAACCGUAAGGAGGUUUCUUGGUAUUUGGAGGAUGGUACUGCUCGGGUUAAUGUAACGAAUUACCAACAUGCCAAAGGAUUUGAUGAUAUUUUACGUACGUAUUCCUCUACUGUUCCUGUGAGUAAGCACUUCAAAAGAUUGCUUUCUGUGGAAGAAAUCACGAUUUGUGAUCCUGACAGUUGUGAGUCUUGGGAGGAUGUUCUUGAGAUUGGUACGCCUUUGACUAUUGUUGGUGGGGCUGGCAGAGACAAAGAUGGGAAUAUUACGAUCCGACAUGUCUAUCAAGUCUUCAAUAAACGUAUAGAACUUAAGAAACUGAUUUCUAAUAUGGAAUCGAAAUCAGUGAAUUAUGGGAAUUUCUCCAUAUAUUUUGCAGCUAUGGGUAUGGUUUUACUCGCCUUGAGCCUUCUGCAAGAUGACGACUAAGCUUAUGUUAGUGCUUUCAGUUUAAAUUUUGCCUUUGGAUUGACGUCUGGUAACCUCUGCUUUUUAGUUCAUAUGUUAGUCACUGACUUUAUAUAUUAUGUGCUUUAUAGGUUUAUAUAUAUGGUUAGUUCCUGUGUGAAACAAUCAUGUGUUUAGUUCAACGGGAAUGUAACAUCUCUUAAAUAAACCUUGGAAAUGAAACUAAGCAGUAGGCAGAAACGAAA